CACGAUACAACCGUACUUCAGAGACAUCCACAUCGCAAUGGAAAUGAAAUCGGAAUCCAACCACCGACUGCCUACUCGCUACCUUCUGCCGCUAUUUGUGGCUAUUUCCGGUGUGCUGUUUUUCCAAUGUUCAGUGUCCGGGAAAAUUCAUGGCGGCAACGAGGAAAACAUUGCGAAUAUACCAUAUAUUGUGGCUCUCAGCUCUCCAAAAAUGUCAAAUCUAUUUUUUUGCGGAGGAACUAUCAUCUCCGCUUCGUGGAUUCUUACCGCAGCUCAUUGCCUGCUACGGGUGGAAGCAAACGAAGUGUACAUUCGUGCAGGAACCCGGUUCAUGCACAAAGGGGGGCAAGUUCGAAAUGUGACCAGGAUUAUACGGCAUGAGCUUUUCAGCCACGAAAUUCGCGUCAAUCGUGAUUUCGCCCUAUUGGAACUGGAUGCACCACUUCAACUAAGGAAAACCGUUCGACCGAUCGAUUUGUACGAUUUCAAUGACAGAUAUGUCCCUGGCGAGAUGUGUCUCGUCUCUGGCUGGGGAAAAACGGAAACAUCCAAGGGGCCCAAGAAACGUCUACACAGUGUUAUGGUCCCGCUAGUGAAGCAUGAUGAUUGCAAGGCAGUCUACGCCAGAUUCGGCACCGUUCUCUCCGGCCAGAUGCUGUGCGCGGGGGGAGAACCUGGAAAAGAUAGCUGUGUGGGGGAUUCUGGAGGGCCUCUGGUAUGCAGAGAUAAACUUGUUGGAGUAGUUUCGUGGGGGCGCCGUUGUGGAUCUCACUACGGAAUAUAUGGGAACGUUUCUACGGUUAGGGGCUGGGUUAUAUUUCAUACUGGUAUUUAGACUAUGUUUUUCGAAUAAAGUUACAAUUAUUUAAA
Messenger RNA from Toxorhynchites rutilus septentrionalis, 870 nucleotides. RefSeq names its product trypsin 3A1-like. Gene Ontology annotation, biological process: proteolysis. The record is from RefSeq and is a predicted model, not a curated record. NCBI's taxonomy places the organism in Eukaryota, Metazoa, Arthropoda, Insecta, Diptera, Culicidae. The coding region runs from base 38 to 835 and encodes 265 amino acids. The transcript has a single exon. Gene Ontology annotation, molecular function: serine-type endopeptidase activity.